Lampris incognitus (smalleye Pacific opah) is the source of this 702-nucleotide messenger RNA. Its product is annotated as RD3 domain-containing protein. The record is from RefSeq and is a predicted model, not a curated record. The transcript is spliced from 2 exons. The coding region runs from base 7 to 702 and encodes 231 amino acids. Lineage: Eukaryota; Metazoa; Chordata; Actinopteri; Lampriformes; Lampridae.
UCUAAGAUGUUUCCCUGGUCAGCUGUGUUCUCUUUGGAGUCCAAGGUUCCCGGCCAGCGCUCAGCUGAAGAGCUGGUGACGAACACCCUGAUGCUGGAGCUGGGAGCCAUGGUGAAGCGCACUGAGCGGAUCCGCCUGGAGAGAGCGACAGAGGGCCGGCGGCACCGCCAGAGCUCCUCGUCCAGCGCCGACUACAGCUGGCUGGCAACUCCUCAGAACCCCCCGCCUUAUGAGCUGACCCCCAAUGACCUGCUGGAGCUGCAGGACUUAUGUGCCAAGAUCCCACCUCCUCAGUGUGGCCCUGUGAUUGUCAGGUUCAGGAGGCUGGUGACGCAGAUGGAGCCGGAAGUGCAUGAAGUGCCCCGUCUGUUUCGCACGGUGCUGCGCAACUGUGUCGAGGAGCAGAAUGGCGACGAUGACGUGGGAGCGCAGCCCUCCGUCUUCCAGAAGCAGCAGCGCAGCAAGAGCCUCUCCUUCGUCACAUUCCGCUCCAAGUUCUGCACCAGCCACUUCUUCAAGGGAGGCAAGCUGGGAGGGUCCAGGAGCAACCUGCAACAGCAGAUUGAGUGGUCCGAGGAUGAGGAAGAGGAUGAGGAUGGGGAGGAGGAGCAGGAGGCGGCCUGCAAGGCCAGAGUGGCCAGGAGGGGCAGGAGCAGGAGCAUGCCGGAGAUCACCCCCAUUGAGCAGAGUGCACAGGGUUGA